CAUUUGGUCAAGGAGGAAGCUUCUCCAAUUAUCCAGGAGCACAUCCCUGGACUUCUCUGCGCUCUUCUGCCUCCAGAUCCAUACGCAUUGAUUCUAAGCGAGCCGGGAUCGAUGCGGACGACUCCAAAAUCCCGCAUGUGCAUAACUCAUGCGGGAUGGUGUGUAUUUGCGCAAAUAAAUCAAACAACGGGAAAAGGAAAAACAUCUUUUCCAUCCGCAAUAUGAAGGAAAUAAGAUGGGGGUUUAGGUGUGUCUAUGGCAAUCUGUUCCCAUCUCACCUUUUUAUUGUCUUCAUUUGUUUUUACAAGAGAAUAUAACUUUCCUAGGUUGGUUUUAAAUGUGCUCUAUAAAUAAAUUGACUUGACUUGAUAUGUAAAAAAACGAUCAUUCGAUUCGAUAGGCAUGCUGGUCCUCCUCAGCCCCCUACCAGAUGUGUCUAAUGAGUGGGCCGCCUUCACACCACACACGCCCCGCUUUACACCUGCACCUGUCGGGUGUUAACUGGAAAUAAUCGACGCGUUUGGGGAGAGAGAUGGUGGUGGCGGCUCGGUUCAGCACGCUGGACAGCGCUCGUGGAAGUUGGAGAGGACGGCCGCGCGCGGACACCCUAGGAUUUAAAGAAUAGGAUUUUGUGGGAGCUGCUGGAGAGAUGAGCGACGGUUGACCAUGGUUGACUGUAAGUGCUUAUUACCGACCACAGGCGCAGGUACCCCGAGGGCGGACUUUCUGGAGUGAGACAUGGACUUUGCUGAAAUUUUCUUCGCUUUGUUCAUCAUCGUGGUCGCGGUCGUCUCGCUGUUGUCCAACUUGUUGGUGCUGCUAUGUUUCAUCCACAGCAGCGAGAUACGCCGCCAAGUGCCCGGUGUUUUUACCAUGAACUUGUCCUUCUGCAACAUCCUCAUCACUGUGUUGAACAUGCCGGCCACUUUGGUGGGAAUUAUCAGAGACCAGCAGCCUUUCGGGGAUUGCAUUUGCCACACGGUGAGCUUUCUGGAGACUUUUCUGACCGCCAACACCAUGUUGAGCAUGGCAGCUCUCAGCAUAGACCGCUGGAUUGCGGUGGUUUUCCCGCUCAGCUACUCCACUAAAAUGCGCUACAAGGACGCGCUGAUCAUGGUGUGCUACUCCUGGCUGCACUCCUUCACCUUCUCCCUGACGGCGCUGCUCUUCUCCUGGGUCGACUACAACCACGUUUACGCGUCCUGCACCUUGCAGCCGAGCGGGGAAGGCAGCGAGAGGAUUAAGUUUACAAUCUUCACUGUUGUUUUCCACGCCACCAGUUUCAUGCUCUCCCUGCUCAUAUUGUGUUUCACCUACUUAAAGGUGUUGAAAGUCGCCAGGUUUCACUGCAAGAGGAUCGACAUUAUCACCAUGCAGACUCUUUUCCUUCUGGUCGACAUUCACCCAAGCGUGAAACAGAGAUGUUUAGCAGAGCAAAAGAGGAGAAAGCAGAGAGCCACAAAGAAGAUCAGCAUCUUCAUCGGCUCAUUCAUCAUCUGCUUUGCUCCUUAUGUAUUUACAAGGUUGGCCGAGCUUCUGCCCUUUGUGGACAUCAACCGCCGCUGGGGGAUCAUCAGUAAGUGCCUGACAUACAGCAAGGCUGCAUCUGACCCCUUUGCCUAUUCCCUCCUACGUCAGCAGUACAAGAAAGUGCUGGUUACUGUCGUCAACAGGCUACUCCGCCGCGACCUCUACCCCUCAUCUGGCCACAACAGCUCUGUAGACACAGAGAACGACUACUGUCUCCAGAGGAUCAGCUAAUGGCAGACGCGGACAUGACAGACACACACUGCAGGCCAAAGAUAAAGGUUGUCUCUUGGAAGAAGUUGUGUGGAGGAAACGAAUGAGGAAAGUAACAGAGAGGGCAGAACGCUGUUAGGAAAGGGAAAAGAGAGCCGAGGAGGGGACAGAUUGUGGGUGGGGGGCGAAGAGAGAGAGCAAAAAUAAGGAAAAUAGUGGGUGGCGAAGAUUGAGAAGAGAGUAAUGAGGGGGAGGAUGAAGGUGGCGGAGUGGAAAACAGAUAGGGAGCGGCGGAGGUGAUGUGGAGACGGCCUCAGAAAGUAUUGGUAAACAAGACAGCUGUGAUUCAUCGGUGGCAGCAAAACUCACUAUACCACACAGAGGCACACACACCCCACCGCUGGUUCUCUUUGAGCGACAUGUAUAAAGUGGCCUUUUGUACUGUACCGACCACUUUGUAAUGAUUUUGGCAAAUCCACAUGUCCUCUGCCACAAAACGCAGGGAAAAAGCAAGAAGCUGAAGGUCAAUAGGUGCUGGAGUGAACAUAUGAAAAGAGUAAAGACUAUGUUGCUCUUGCUUCUGGGUAAUGUAUUCUUAGGUGUGGAGACCCAACUGCUGCACAUUAUUGCUAUGUUCUAUAUUGACCAUGUUAGACUGUCAGUCACUGAAUAUUGAUGCACUAUGUCUAAUUCUCUCAGAGCUUCUGUAGGUACAGGAGCCAAAGGCAAAUAACAAUCACACUAUGAUAUUAAAUGCUACGACCGGGGAUAACUAUAUUUUUGUUAUUGUCAACAAGGGCCAUGUGAAGACCAAAAUCAACAAGGAGUUACAUUUUUUCAGAGCCUUUUUUAAUUUUUAGUUUAUAGCACUUUUGCCUUUAUUUGAGAGACAUGACAUGCAACACAUGUCUUCUGUCAGAUCAAACUGGCAAUCAAACAUUGUGCUUUUAACGUAUGGGAUGCAUAUAUAUUACUA
Molecule: messenger RNA, 2716 nt
Organism: Etheostoma cragini (Arkansas darter)
Lineage: Eukaryota; Metazoa; Chordata; Actinopteri; Perciformes; Percidae
Product: G-protein coupled receptor 26-like
Exons: 3
Coding region: 739-1761 (340 amino acids)
Biological process (GO): adenylate cyclase-activating G protein-coupled receptor signaling pathway
Cellular component (GO): membrane
Molecular function (GO): G protein-coupled receptor activity
Source: RefSeq, a predicted model, not a curated record